CAAAGCUGCAAAACCCUCUCACGCCCCUCCUCCGAUCCGGCCACGGAAACCCUAGCCCUUGUCCUGCUGCGAUCGCCGUGGCCGUGGCCGUGGGCGCCCCACCCGCAACCCGGCCGCGUCCGACCUUUCCUCCGUCCGCCUACCCCCGAUUCGUUCGUCUGCUGCUGAGUUGAAUUGAGCUGUAGUGAUGGCCCCAAAAGGUCAACCGGUCAAUAUGCAGAAGGAGCAGAUGUUUGGAUUGGCAGAGAAAGAGAUGGAAUAUAGGGUGGAUCUUUUCAACCGGCUUACACAGACAUGUUUUAGCAAGUGCAUUGAGAAAAGGCAUAAGGAAGCUGAACUAAAUAUGGGUGAGAAUAGUUGCAUUGAUCGAUGUGUAUCGAAGUAUUGGCAGGUGACUAAUUUAGUUGGACAGAUGCUUGGAAAUCAGCCUCAAGCUUAGCGAUGAAAUUGCUCUGAUUGGUAGUAGAACAUCAUUGGCUUCUUUUCUGGCGUAGUAGUUCGGUCAAUUAUUGAACACAAUGAGAGGAUAAAACUCUCAGUUCCUCCCAUUUUAUCUAUGACAUGGGUCUGCUGGACUAAUACAUAAUGUUUGGGGUACAUUCCGACCUGUAUCAUUACUUUCAGCCUCUAGGAAGGUUCUAGAGAUCCAAAGAAUACUCAUUUUUUUUUUCUUUUUAACAAUGAUAAAAAAGGAGUACAAGGCAUAUAUGUUCUCCUUCUAGUGUUUAACAGGUGCCACCGUAAACGCAAAGUGUCUGUGCAUGGUGUUGGUAAUCUUUUAAAUGCAGAAAUUAAAAACAAAAAAAUCAGUGUCAAGCUAAAAGACAAAAGAUAUUUGUUCUCUAUAUAGAAAACCCAUUUUACGA
Messenger RNA from Oryza brachyantha (malo sina), 866 nucleotides. RefSeq names its product mitochondrial import inner membrane translocase subunit TIM10-like. Gene Ontology annotation, cellular component: mitochondrial inner membrane. The transcript has 6 exons. The record is from RefSeq and is a predicted model, not a curated record. Gene Ontology annotation, biological process: protein insertion into mitochondrial inner membrane. Bases 188 to 439 code for a protein of 83 amino acids. NCBI's taxonomy places the organism in Eukaryota, Viridiplantae, Streptophyta, Magnoliopsida, Poales, Poaceae.